CAUUAUUCCCAAUAAUGGCCGAUAGUUUAUCUAAAUACUGAACAUAAAGGUGUAGCAUUCAUAUAUACAUGUAAUUUACCAUUCAAAUAUUUUAAUGUUUGUGUAAAUGUGUUAAACGGUGAGGUUUCGCGGAAUGUUUCCGCUUACACCGCCUGUAGUGAAGCGUUUGUUAGGGUGGAAAAAAGGUCCCGAAGGAUCAUCCGCGGCCGAGGACAAAUGGUCUGAAAAGGCAGUGAAAAGUUUAGUGAAAAAACUGAAAAGGAGCGGUGCCAUUGAAGAAUUGGAGAAGGCUUUGUCGAACCAAAACAGCCACACCAAGUGUGUUACGAUACCCAGAGUAAAACCAAACGACAACGUCAUCAAUGGACAAUACAGAAAGGGUUUGCCGCAUGUUGUCUACUGCAGGCUGUGGCGCUGGCCGCAGCUUCAAAGUCAGCAUGAACUAAAGCCCGUCGACCACUGCGAGUACGCAUACCAGUUGAAAAAGGACGAAGUGUGCGUCAACCCUUAUCAUUAUAAUAAAAUCGACUCUCCUGCGCUCCCUCCUAUUCUCGUGCCGAGGUGCAACGAGGGCGAAGUCCGAGCGCCUCCGCCGUACGACUACCAGCAACAUCACGAUCACGAUAGCGUGAUGCAGAGCGCGGUGGGCGUGGCGGCGGGGGGGCACAGCGCGCUGUACCUCGAGGCCACGCUGGCGCAGCAGGUGCCCGGCAACACCACCGUGCAGCUAAGUUCCUCAUCAGUUGAAACCCCACCGCCUGGCUACAUGAGCGAGGACGGCGAUCCGAUGGACCACAACGACAAUAUGAACCUGACGCGGCUCACGCCGUCGCCCGGCGCGCUGGCCAGCGAGGCGGCGCCCGUGCUGUACCACGAGCCCGCCUUCUGGUGCAGCAUCAGCUACUACGAGCUCAACACGCGCGUGGGGGAGACCUUCCACGCCUCGCAGCCCUCCAUCACCGUCGACGGGUUCACGGACCCCAGCAACAGCGAGAGAUUUUGCCUCGGCCUUCUGUCUAACGUGAAUCGUAACGAGGUCGUGGAACAGACACGCAGACAUAUCGGCAAGGGUGUGCGACUGUAUUACAUAGGAGGAGAAGUAUUCGCGGAGUGUCUGAGCGACUCGUCGAUAUUCGUUCAAAGUCCGAACUGCAACCAGAGAUAUGGCUGGCAUCCCGCCACUGUCUGUAAAAUACCUCCAGGUUGCAACCUGAAAAUCUUCAACAAUCAAGAGUUCGCAGCCCUCCUCUCUCAGUCCGUAUCGCAAGGCUUCGAGGCGGUGUUCCAGCUGACCCGCAUGUGUACAAUACGGAUGAGCUUCGUCAAGGGUUGGGGGGCGGAAUAUAGACGGCAAACGGUGACAUCGACACCAUGCUGGAUAGAGCUUCACCUCAACGGGCCGCUGCAGUGGCUCGACCGCGUCCUCACGCAGAUGGGCUCCCCGCCGCUGCCCUGCUCCUCCAUGUCCUGAGCGCUCGCACCACCGCACCACCAACAUGCCGCCGGGUGAGCGACACUGUAACUCUCGGUGCACAUGCGGACGGGGUCCCGCCUCAGACCUGAUCCUCCAUGUCCCGAGAACUCGCACUGGAACCGACCAGGAAUCUGGCCAUCUGUAGUCGAACGGGCUAGCCAGUUGUUUUUAUAUUUACACACUAGGUAUAUCUGUUAAAGGUAUCCUAUCCCCCAACGGUUAACGUCAAUCCCAGUUAACGAUAACUCCGACCAAGUAUUCUAUCACUAUGCAGUCCUUAAUCUAGUUCAACAUCUCUGUUCCAGGUCGGCAGUCAGUCAAAAUAAUCAAAUAAGCACACAAAACUAUAACAAAAAAAAAAGUAGAUUUCGUAAGCGUAGCUCAACAAAUUAAAUACCUCGAGUCUUAGACCAUUUGAUAAAAAUU
Messenger RNA from Vanessa atalanta (red admiral), 1900 nucleotides. RefSeq names its product mothers against decapentaplegic homolog 3 (gene Smox). Gene Ontology annotation, biological process: cell differentiation; anatomical structure morphogenesis; regulation of transcription by RNA polymerase II. The transcript is spliced from 11 exons. Gene Ontology annotation, cellular component: heteromeric SMAD protein complex. The record is from RefSeq and is a predicted model, not a curated record. Bases 134 to 1471 code for a protein of 445 amino acids. NCBI's taxonomy places the organism in Eukaryota, Metazoa, Arthropoda, Insecta, Lepidoptera, Nymphalidae. Gene Ontology annotation, molecular function: DNA-binding transcription factor activity, RNA polymerase II-specific; I-SMAD binding; RNA polymerase II cis-regulatory region sequence-specific DNA binding.